Molecule: messenger RNA, 2514 nt
Organism: Babjeviella inositovora NRRL Y-12698
Lineage: Eukaryota; Fungi; Ascomycota; Pichiomycetes; Serinales
Product: beta-glucosidase
Exons: 1
Coding region: 1-2514 (837 amino acids)
Biological process (GO): glucan catabolic process
Molecular function (GO): beta-glucosidase activity
Source: RefSeq, a predicted model, not a curated record
AUGCCAUUGGAUAUCGAACACGUUAUUUCGCAGUUGACCUUGCGCGAAAAGGUCGAGUUGGUGUCGGGGAUCGACUUCUGGCAUACCAAGGCCGUUGAACGGCUCAACAUCCCUUCGUUGCGGUUCUCCGACGGUCCUAACGGGAUAAGAGGCACCAAGUUCUUCAACGGUGUCAAGUCUGGCUGUUUCCCAUGUGGGACCUCGCUCGGCUCCACCUUUGACAAGGAGUUGUUAGAGGCCGCUGGUCGGCUUAUGGCAACCGAGGCCAAGUUUAAGGGCGCCCACGUUAUUUUGGGGCCUACCUGUAACAUUCAGAGAUCGCCUCUCGGUGGCAGAGGCUUUGAGUCCUUUUCGGAAGACCCGUCGUUGUCCGGUUUGGCCACGGCGGCCGUCAUCAAGGGUAUCCAAUCAGAAGGGAUCGUUGCUACAAUUAAGCACUUCGUGGCGAACGACUUGGAGGAUGAACGGAAUUCGAUCAAUGCCAUCAUCUCCCAGAGAGCCUUGAGAGAAGUGUACUUGAAGCCGUUUCAGAUCGCCGUGCGCGACGCCGAGCCUAAGGCGUUGAUGACCUGCUAUAACAAGGUCAACGGCGAGCACGUUUCGCAGUCCAAGUACUUGUUGACCGACAUUUUAAGAAACGAAUGGCAGUGGGAUGGAACCAUCAUGAGCGAUUGGUUCGGUGUGUACUCGAUCAAGGCGUCUAUUGACGCCGGUUUGGACAUUGAAAUGCCGGGCCCUCCACUCAUGAGAAACGUCGCCGGUUUGAUCCACGCAAUCACCACCACCGAGAUCCACUCCGAUGUGAUCGACGACAGAGUUCGCAAUGUGUUGAAGUUGGUCAACAACUGUGCCAACGCCAAUGUUUCCGACGGGGAAACCGACGGAAAUAACACCAAGGAGACCGGCCAAAAGUUGAACGCGAUCGGGUGCGCUGGGGUUGUUUUGUUGAAAAAUGAGAACAACUUUUUACCGUUACUGAAGACCGAUAACGUGGCAGUGAUUGGUCCUAAUGCCAAGAUUGCUCGUUAUUGCGGCGGUGGUUCCGCCAGCAUGGUCACCUACUACGCCAUUACUCCGUAUGAGGGGAUUGAGAGAAAGUUGGACGCUAAGCCAGCCUAUGCCAUUGGAACCUCCAUCCACAAGACCUUGCCAGGGUUGGGAUCCCAUUUGGUGUCUCCAGACGGAGCGGUGGGCUACACCACCAACGUGUACUUGGAGCCUCGGGAGGCCAAAAACCGUACGUACGUGGAGACAAUCGCUAUGUCCGAUUCCUCCUUCCACUUGUUCGACUACAAGCACCCAAAGAUCUCGGGCAACCUCUUCUACUUUGACCUUGAAGGGACCUAUACUCCAGAGGAAACUGGCGAGUAUGACUUUGGGGUGGCCUGUCUCGGCACUGCCGAGUUGUUCAUCGACGGGAAGCUCGUGGUGGACAACAGGACUUCCCAAACUCCCGGGCCAACAGGUUUGGGGUCCGGUGCAGCCGAGAAGAUCUCCACUGUGGCCCUCACCAAGGGCCAGAAGUACACCGUAAAGAUCUACUUUGGCUCGGCUCCAACGUGCAAAGUCAAGUCUGCAGACACGGUCUCCACCAACGGUGGUGGGAGCUUGUCUUUUGGGGCCAUCAAGAAGAGCAGCCCGGAGGAAAAUAUUGCCGCUGCUGUGAAGGUAGCCAAGGCCAACGACAAGGUGGUGUUGUGCAUCGGGACCUCAAAGGACUGGGAGUCUGAAGGGGUCGAUCGUCCAGACAUGGACUUGCCUCGCAACCAGGAGGAGUUGGUUCUUCGUGUGUUGGAGGCGAAUCCAAACACUGUGAUUGUCAAUCAGUCCGGAACGCCAGUUACUCUCAGUGCAGAGGUUGUGGCCAAGACCCCCGCCUUGUUACAGGCGUGGUUCGGAGGUAACGAGACUGGUAAUGUAAUUGCCAACAUCUUAUUUGGUGAUGUGAACCCAAGCGGAAAGUUGCCAUUGACGUGGCCGAAGAAGCUCGAGGACAACCCGGCGCACUUGACCUACAAGUCUGACAGAGGCCAGUGUGUGUACGGGGAGGACGUCUACGUGGGCUAUAAAUGGUACGAAAAGAACAAAAUCGAACCUUUGUUCGCCUUUGGGCACGGUUUGUCGUACACCAGCUUUAAGCUCAGCGAUUUGGGAGUCCAACGCGACGCUAAAACGUUCACCGUGAGCGUCACCGUCACCAACACCGGUGACAGGGACGGUGCUGAGGUGGUGCAGGUGUACUUAGCUCCACCGACUUCAUACGAUAUUCAGGCCAUCAGCAGACCGAAUAAGGAGUUGAAGGACUUUGCCAAGGUCUUUGUCAAGGCUGGGGCUAGCAAACGCGUCGAAAUCACCCUGGAUUUGAAGUACGCUACAUCCUUCUUUGACGCGUAUAAGAACAAGUGGUGCUCCGUCAAGGGCGAGUACACGGUACUUGUGGGUAACAGUUCGGACAAUAUUUCGCUCGAGGGAACGGUUAAAGUCGAUAAGACUGUGUUCUGGAGUGGAGUCUGA